Molecule: messenger RNA, 1239 nt
Organism: Cyclospora cayetanensis
Lineage: Eukaryota; Apicomplexa; Conoidasida; Eucoccidiorida; Eimeriidae
Exons: 2
Coding region: 1-1239 (412 amino acids)
Molecular function (GO): flavin adenine dinucleotide binding; oxidoreductase activity, acting on CH-OH group of donors
Source: RefSeq, a predicted model, not a curated record
AUGCCGGACGCUGCGUUUAUGAAGACGCGUUUAAAUGUACCCGAUUGGUUUCCUUUUAUUGUGGGGACGCCUGAAGACUGGGGAAAUGCAUAUCAUGCUCCCAAAUUGCAUGGGAUCGUGAUGAUGCCCGUAUUGCUGCACCCCCGAUCUAGGGGUACAGUCUCCUUGGCUCCCACCUCGAUUCCGCCGACUUGGUUUCUUGACGAAAAAUCCCAGAAGGACGCAGAGGGAACGGUGUUCGCUAAUCCAAUCAGCAGCCCUCAAAUUGACCCGCAGUAUCUCAGCAACAGGCGGGAUGUAGCGGCUCUAGUAAAAGGUCAUUAUGCACAUAAAAAUGCACGGAAACAAGCACCCAGUUCUCCCUCUGCACCCUUCUCCUGUGUUGAUAUGUUGUCUUCCCUUGUUUCUCCUCGAGGGCCUCAGCACCCGCCAUUCGCCUCGCUCAUUAAAAAGGAGAUGGUGCCUCAAUGCCACCCCGAGGUGUUUCGCAGAAUAUUCGUGCCUAACGAUUUCACGGGAGAUGCAUACGUGGGCGUGGACAAAAGGGCGCCUCAAGGGGGUGCCGUCGGUGACAAUAAUCGCCCCAAAGAGGGCCUUGAGGGAUCUCCCUUUAACGAGUCCUCUUGUGAUUCUGUGGAUUGCGCGGAGGGCAUCCUUUCUUCACUCUCUGCUAAAAUAGCGGCAAAGUAUCCAGAGUUGGCCGCAGUAGAUCCUGUGUUGCCUCGUGUAUGCGCGUUGGCAGUGGCGCAUGAGCAGGGACGUAUUAGUGACGAGGAGUGGGCAAUGGGCUUUGUCCGGUUGUUUACAUUGACGCUUUACCACCCUGUUGGCACCUGCAAGAUGGGAGUAGCUGAUGAGGCUUUCCUCAAGACCAUGGGGAGGGAAACCGGAGAAGGAGCCGUACAGGGCGCAGAACAGACAGGCGUUGGAGCUGCAGCUAAGGGAGGCAGUAGUAGCGAUCACACGGACGCCCUUGAUGAAAAAAUACCGAAGAACACGCAGACAAAUGAAAGGCUCGCAGAGAAAAGGGAAGAUGAGGUGUCUCUUCCUCCUGCAUGGUCUGCAACGGCGGUAGUGGAUGGGUCGCUUCGUCUGUGUGGUGGCUUUUGCGUGGGAAAUGUUUCCAUUGCAGAUGCCUCGGUGCUGCCGCAUCUCCCGUCUGGCAACACCCAUUUGCCCGUGGUGCUUGUAGCUCAUGUUGCUGCGGAAGCCCUGAGCGAGCGGUGGCUGCAGGGCUAG